Lepisosteus oculatus (spotted gar) is the source of this 2155-nucleotide messenger RNA. Its product is annotated as serum paraoxonase/arylesterase 2. Lineage: Eukaryota; Metazoa; Chordata; Actinopteri; Semionotiformes; Lepisosteidae. Gene Ontology annotation, molecular function: arylesterase activity. The record is from RefSeq and is a predicted model, not a curated record.
GGUGCACAGUAUUCCGACUUUAAUUCCGAGACUGAGAGCUUGACAGUGCGCGUCCAAUACAGCAUGGGGAAAAUUUUAAUUGUAACAGCUAUUGCUGGUGUCCUGUUAGCUUUUCUGGGAGAAAGAUACAUGACGUUCAGGACAAAGUUGAUGGCUUCCAGAGAUAUCAUCUCAAAUCAUCUUCCGAACUGUGUCUACAUUAAAGGCCUUGAAUAUGGAUCUGAAGAUCUCACCAUACUCCCAGGCGGACUGGCUCUUAUUAGUACAGGUUUGAAAUAUCCUAACCUCAGAAGGCUUUCUGAUGAUCCGGGAAAGAUCUAUGCUUUGAAUUUGGAGGAAGGGAAUCUUAAACCUGUGGAGCUGAAAAUAAGUCGAGGAUUUGAUCUGGAUUCCUUUUUCCCACAUGGAAUCAGCACGUUUAUUGAUGAAAAAGAUCAGACAGUGUACCUCUUUGUGGUAAACCACCCUGACUUCAAAAGCACGGUGGAGAUCUUCCGAUUUGUUGAAGAGGACAGCUCCCUGACUCAUCUGAAAACUAUUGAGCACGAACUGCUUCACAGUGUGAAUGACAUUGUGGCAGUUGGACCAGAAAGCUUUUAUGCGACUAAUGACCACUACUUUACAAAUGCUCUGUUCUCUGUGGAGUACAUGAUUGGCUUAGCCUUGUGCAAUGUAGUGUAUUACAGCCCUGAAGAAGUGAGGGAAGCAGCAGCAGGGUUUUACUCUGCAAAUGGAAUAAACAUCUCUCCUGAUAAAAAGCACCUUUAUGUGGGGGAUGUUUUUGACCACGUUGUUCAUGUCUUGGAAAUACAAGAAAACAAGACUUUGGUGCCUCUGAAGAAAGUAGAUGUGGGAACAUUGCCUGAUAACAUAGAAGUGGACUCUGUCACUGGAGAUUUGUGGCUGGGAUGUCACCCUAACGCCUGGAGGCUGUUACGCUACGAUCCUGAAAACCCACCUGGAUCUGAGGUUAUCCAGAUUCAGAACAUUCACUCAGAAAAGCCAACUGUCACCAAAGUGUACGUCGAUGAUGGUCAUGUUAUUGAGGGUUCUUCAGUUGCAACUCCAUACAAAGGGAAGCUGUUUAUAGGAACAAUGUAUCAAAAGGCAAUCAUCUGUGAUCUGAAGUAACCUGUCUAUGUGCCUCAGUGUAAACAAAGAUUUAAACUUUAAAGAAUGUUUGUGAUGUUUGUAAAUCAGAUUUUAUACAUGCAACACAGAAAUGUGAAUUGUGAAACAAUUAUGGGAUGACACUGAUAGUUUUUUUUACUCCAGUAGAUUUAACAGAUUUAAAUUUACAGAGGUGUAGGUUCUGUAUGUGUCCAACAGCACAAAUAUUGCAGAACAUGCGUACAUAUUCCAAUGUAUUGUUUUUUGUUGUAAACACUACAGAAUUGUUGUGGAGUACCUUCUGUAGUUCUGUUAAAAGCUGCAGUCUUGUGAGUGUACAGUAAGUGCAUCAGGGACAUUCAGGAAAGGAUGGAGAGAAACCCCAGACAGCUCCACUGCCAUGUGCCACUGUCUUGAGGACAUUAGACUUUCCAGUAAUUCAUUCUGCUCAAGUGAUGCCGGCUUUUUGCUUUGAUGCUUUCAGAUAACAGUGCUAUAAUGCAUGUUCAUGGUGCUUAAUGAUUUCAUCAUACACCUCAGCAUCAGUGUGUGUUUAAUGUGAUGUAAGGAUGUCAUACUUGCAUAAAGUAUGCUGGGAGCACCAUCCUUGAUUUUUCAGUCAAGUAUAAACAAAUGUGCUGGACAAGAACCUGCUGACAACUGUCUGAGGAACACAGCCUACUUUCUGCUGAAACUCUCCUGGAUGGUUACCAGUGCAUUUUGCAAUACUGAGAUAAAUGUAACACUUGGAAUAUCACAAUAUCCAGCUGAGUAUCUUUUUUGGCACCAAGGUUGAAGAAAACAAGUAAACAAUAAAAACACAAAAUGUUUUUUUUUGUUUUCGUGUUUGCCUUGAAAUAAAUUGUGAGAUUCUGUCAUUUCUACUUGAAUAUCUUCUGUUUUUCAUUAUGUUUUAGAGCAUUUAGAUGACUUUAAACAGGAGAAUAGUUUGAGAUGCUAUUCUGAUGUAAAACAACUUUUAUUUUGAAUAAGCAUUGGGUUUCCACCAAUUGCCACAAUACUGAAUAAAACUUGUGCGACUUCA